Messenger RNA from Salvia hispanica, 1703 nucleotides. RefSeq names its product cytochrome P450 76A2-like. Gene Ontology annotation, molecular function: monooxygenase activity; oxidoreductase activity, acting on paired donors, with incorporation or reduction of molecular oxygen; iron ion binding. The record is from RefSeq and is a predicted model, not a curated record. Lineage: Eukaryota; Viridiplantae; Streptophyta; Magnoliopsida; Lamiales; Lamiaceae.
GUAUUAUGGAUUGGAUAUACACACUAUUUGUAUGUUGUGUUGCUCUCUUGGCACCGGCGGCGCUCCUCUUCCGCCUGCGCCCCCGGCCGGGCUCGGGCGCCUCGCGGCUGCCCCCGGGGCCAAGGGGUUGGCCCGUGUUCGGCAACAUGUUCGACCUCGGCCCGAUGCCGCACAAGACCAUCGCCGGCCUCCGGACCGCGUACGGCCCGGUCGUGUGGCUGCGGAUCGGCUCGAUCAACACGAUGGUCGUGCAGACGGCCGAGGCCGCGUCCGCGCUCUUCAAGGGCCACGACGCGAGCUUCGCGGAGCGCACGAUCAUCGAGGUCAUGCGCGCGCACGCCUUCGACAGGGCGGCCCUGUCGCUGGCGCCGUACGGCCCGUACUGGCGGGCGAUGAAGCGGAUGAUGACGGCCGAGAUGCUCGGCCAGCGGCGCAUCGGCGAGACGGAGGCGGUCCGGCGCCGAUGCGUCGCCGACAUGGUGGAGUGGAUCGGGAAUGCAGCUGAGAAAACCGGUCAAAGUCAAACACGCCGCGCCGUCCACGUGGCGAGGUUCGUGUUCCUGGCGUCGUUCAACAUGCUGGCGAACCUAAUGCUGUCUCGGGAUCUGGUGAGUCCCGAGGCAGCGGAGGGUUCGGAGUUCCACGCGGCGAUGCUGGAGCUCAUGAACUGCUCCGGCACGCCGAAUAUCGUCGAUUUGUUCCCCUUUCUCCGGCGGAUUGAUCCCCAGGGACUACGGCGGAAGAUCGAUCGAGGAAUGGAGAAAACGUUGAAGAUCGUCGCCGGAUUCGUCGAGAAACGGAGGAAGGAAAUGAAAUCAAAUCCUAGCGCUAGAAAGGAUUUUCUCGAGGUGCUUCUAGAAUACCGCGGAAACAGCGACGACGAGUGCGAUCAGAUCUCCGAUCAUCAGCUCCACAUUAUCAUCAUGGAGGUGUUCCUGGCCGGAUCGGAGACGACGAGCAGCACGAUCGAGUGGGCGAUGGUGGAGCUCCUCCGCCACCCGGCGGCGAUGGCGGCGGCGAAGGAGGAGCUCCGCCGCGUGGUCGGAGAAGGAAACAGAUUCGAGGAGGCGCAGAUCGAGGAUCUGCCGUACCUGCAGGCGGUGGUGAAGGAGACGCUGCGGCUGCAUCCGCCGGUGCCGUUCCUGGUGCCGCGGCGGGCGAUCCGAGAGGUGGAGUUCAUGAGCUACCGGAUUCCGGAGAACACGCAGGUGUUCGUGAACGCGUGGGCGAUCGGGCGGGAUCCGCGGUGCUGGGAGGAGGCGGAGGAGUUCAGGCCGGAGAGGUUUCUGGAGGCGAGGACGGAUUACAGAGGGCAUAAUUUCGAGCUGAUUCCGUUCGGCGCGGGGAGGAGGAUCUGCGCCGGGAUACCGCUGGCGCACCGGAUGCUGAACCUGGUGCUGGGGAGCCUGCUGCAUGAGUUCGAGUGGGGAGUGGAUGAGGUCGGGGAGAAGGAGAUGGCGGAUGAGAGAGAGAGGAUGGGGGUUACGGUGAGGAAGCUGGUGCCGCUCAUGGCGAUUGCGCGGAGGUGUUCGACCUAAUGCCGGAAUGAAGUUUGUGAAUUGUGAUAGUAAUAGUAUGGCUUUUCUUGUUGUUGAAGGCAAUGUAUUUAUGUGAUUAUGUGUUUUUCAAUCGCUCAUGGCUUGAGCUUUAUUUGUUACGUACUCCCUCCGUUCACAAAUAGGAGUCUCGGUCGGUUUUUUACA